ACUAAAAGAGUCUAUGAUGCUAGACAUGGUUGGUUUCAUUGACCCAGCAUUGAUUGGUGAGAUAGGGUGUGGGAGUGCAACAACGAGGUCCCGAAGUAUAAAAGAUCGCCUGAUAAGUGCUUCUCCAAAUCAGAUUUUCUUGUUGCCUUACAAUGCAUCUGCUCAUUGGAUAUUAACUGUGAUUGAUCCGGACAAUGAGACUGUCUAUUACAUGGAUCCAUUAAAAAGACGCCUUGGGGGUAACGGAGAAUGGAAAGAUAUUGUUGACACUGCCAUAUCAAUGUUUAGAGGGGACCGCAACAAGAAAGGACGGGGUUCUAUUCAAUGGAAGAACAUGGCAGGUAUUCCAUCACAGCCAAACGACAAACAGUGCGGCUAUUUUGUGAUGAGAUAUAUGAGGGACAUCAUAUAUGAUACAAACUUGGGUUUUGCAGAUAAGUGGGGUAGGAGAGCCAACCAUGUUUAUUGUCAAGUGGAAAUUGAUGAAGUGCGUAAUGAGCUCGCAAGUUAUGUGGUGAAGAACAUCCUCAAGUUGUAGUCUGCAGUUGCUCAUGGCCUAGAAGCUCAGAAGUGAAAUAGGCUAGAAAUGUGUUUUUGUGGUCUGAAGUGACAAUUUAAAGUACAUUUCUUCACUUAUUUUGCUAUUGGA
Messenger RNA from Rosa rugosa (rugosa rose), 649 nucleotides. RefSeq lists its product as uncharacterized. The transcript is spliced from 5 exons. Bases 14 to 538 code for a protein of 174 amino acids. Gene Ontology annotation, biological process: proteolysis. NCBI's taxonomy places the organism in Eukaryota, Viridiplantae, Streptophyta, Magnoliopsida, Rosales, Rosaceae. Gene Ontology annotation, molecular function: cysteine-type peptidase activity. The record is from RefSeq and is a predicted model, not a curated record.